Messenger RNA from Aureobasidium namibiae CBS 147.97, 1218 nucleotides. Its product is annotated as SET domain-containing protein. Gene Ontology annotation, biological process: peptidyl-lysine monomethylation. NCBI's taxonomy places the organism in Eukaryota, Fungi, Ascomycota, Dothideomycetes, Dothideales, Saccotheciaceae. The transcript is spliced from 4 exons. Bases 1 to 1218 code for a protein of 405 amino acids. The record is from RefSeq and is a predicted model, not a curated record. Gene Ontology annotation, molecular function: protein-lysine N-methyltransferase activity; protein binding.
AUGCCUUCAGAGCCCCCAUCAAAGAAGCGCAAGACACUAAAGACUAGCCUGGAUUUCGAUAUACCAGAAGUCCAUGCUGCCUAUGUCGAAUGGGCAAUUGCCCGUGGAAUCGAAAUACAUGGAGUCACACCCGCUGUGCUUCCCGGUCGAGGUGUUGGCUUGCUAGCCAAAGAAAAGAUCAAGAAGAAUGCCGUGUUGUUUUUUGUGCCUGAGAAGGCCAUGAUCAAACCCGAGAUGGCAGUGCUUCGCAAACACAAGCUAAACAAGCUAUCUUCACAGGCCCAAUUAGCCGCAUACCUUACCUUGGAGUGCAAGAACCAUUCGUCAACAUAUGUUGCCUCGAGAUCUGCUUGGCCAACACCCGAAGACUUUUCUGCUUGCAUGCUUGCCUGGUCUCCAAAGGACGACUUGGAAGAUGUACUACGCAAAUGGGCUCCACCAAGUGUACAGAAACCGCUGGACCGGAUGCUGUCAGACCUGGAACGGGAUAUUGAAUCUGCAAAACACAUGCACGCUUCCGACGAUGAAACGUUCGAGCGUGACUUCCUAUAUCACUGGAUGCUCGUCAAUACACGCAGUUUCCACUGGAAGCCUCAAGGUGUGAGUCAGGGUGCCAUGAUUAUGAAUCCCGCAUUGGACUAUAUGAACCACUGUCCAAACGGCCGAGGAUGUGAAGUAACAAUGUCUCCGCAAGGCUAUGAGUUGAGGGCAAAUCGAGAUUAUGAACCUGGAGAAGAGAUAUUGGCUACGUACGGAGCCCAUUCCAACGACAAGCUCCUGGUACAUUAUGGAUUCAUCCUUCCUGAUGGCAGUCUAGAUGAUGACGAGAUCCGUCUGGACCACGUGUUACUACCCCGUUUGACAGAGAGCCAGCAAAGUGCUCUGCAAGAUGUGGGAUUCCUUGGUGGCUAUGCUCUCCUUCCAAGCUCGGGUGAACUGUGCUUCAAAACACAGGUCGCCGUGCGCUCCGUACUCCUGACAGCCAACGAGUGGGAGCACUUCAUGGGAUCCGGAGAAGAUCUUGCCGACGACAAAGAAAGCGAAGUGCUUGAUUGGUUGAAACCUUCCCUUGAAUCUUAUGUUGAAGAAGCCAAAGAAGCCAUUGCGGCCUUGAAGCCUCUCUCGGAGGAAAAAACUGGCGACCUCGCGAACAAACUCAAGCUUCUGCAAGCCAGAUGGGAGCAGAUCCGAUCCGCGCUCGAUAACUUUUUGGCAUAA